This is a messenger RNA of Cercospora beticola, 5867 nucleotides long. RefSeq lists its product as uncharacterized. The record is from RefSeq and is a predicted model, not a curated record. Lineage: Eukaryota; Fungi; Ascomycota; Dothideomycetes; Mycosphaerellales; Mycosphaerellaceae.
GUCUUGCUGCUGUGAGUGGUCUGCUGCUUGCACGCACGUCGAAACGAGCGCGGCGCCAUGGUGCUUCUCGAUGAUUACUUCUUCGCCGCGUGCGUGCGUGCAGCGAGGCCUGCGCAUGGCGUCUGCAAGUACUUGUGCCACCCGCCGCUCUCAGCUCAGCAGCGAAUGCAGCUGUCAGCAGCACGGCAGUCCAACGCCAACAACACUCCCUUCCACUCGCCCUGUCUCUGUCCCUUCACCCAUUGUUGCGCAGCGCAAGAACCAUUGCUGGAAUACACCCCAUCCACCGUGCCAGACGUAGCACAUGAACGCGACUCCGACAGCCUCCAGUCCAGACGAUCCAAGCGCUCCGCCGAGGCAAGCAGCAAGCAAGCAAGCAUCGUCUCUCCCGAACCCACGGGUGUCGAGGCCCAUCAGCGCACUGCAUCUCACGGACAAUCGCUGUGGCCCAGCUGUGCGGCAAAGGACGACCAGACCAGCAGCAGAACAGGUCUAUACAUAUGUGAGACCAAUCUGCGCUCUACACGUAGCACCAGCUGUGGCGUGGGUGCUCGCGGAACGCUGAUCGGCCAGCAUCGGCGUCGCCGCACCUGCACCAAGUCGUGGCGCAGCGCAGCCUGCUGCAUGACCGCACCAGCACGCUUCGCGUCUUCCGGCCAGUUGCACUGACUGCAUCCAAACAAAAGGUGAUUCUCAUCUUUUCGCAACAAGAUUCUUGUGCAGAAUCUAUCCAUAUCUCGCGGUCGCAAGCGCUGGCGCUGACGUUUAUGCGAUCGCUUAAUAGUCCCUCUUGAAUCUUAUGCAUUACUUUGGGCACACCAAAUUAUUAUUCCACGAUCACAUGGCAGAAUAUCCCACAUAAUCCAGAUGAAUUGCAUGGCAAGGUGCGAGAGUGAUUCAGACUGUCACAGCACAUCCGCGAACAACGACUUCGAAUCAUGUCCUCGUCGAGGACCCACUCCAGAGACACUACACAACAAUCAUCGAAACACCACAACAGUCGCAUACCAACCAAGGGUAGUGCUGAGAAUGGUCAGCAAAACAAAAGCACACAACACAUUUCCAAGCUAGCGAGGAGGACUGUCAAAGAUGUUGGUCAGGUGCCGAUCAGAUCCGCCGGUAGAACCCCAACGCCGGUAUCGAUGGCGGCGCAAAAACAUGGCCCAGAUAUGCCAAGGUUCCUGACACCGGUAGGCACCAUUGCGCCAGGUCAAGUGGGCAUGCGAACACCGUCUCUCAUUUCAGGCUCCUCAGCCUCGACGUUCGACAGCCCUCGAUCAAAUCUCCUCCGCCGCAAACAAUCGGGCGCGAUCGAUCACUAUGCUGCACAGAAACGCUCCGAGGCUGGAACACUGCAGCUUGUCAUACCCUCUCCACAAGAGGAAGAAGAUGAACAACUCAUUUCUCGCCCAGAAUCUGACGAGUCUGUGUUUGGGAUGAUGCCACCUCAAACGACAUUACGCGGAUCUGCAGGAUCAACGACCCCAGCCACGUAUGAAAACCUGAAAUAUCGCAACUUGACCAGAGAUCCCGCCGUGUACGGCUAUACACCUUCCGUGACUCCAUCGACAAGAUAUACCGACUCACCAUUCAGCCAUGUCCCGACACCGAGCUCAGCAUCUUCAUAUUCGUCAGGCUUGGCAGCAGUCGCGAGCGGGGCUCGUCCGCGGCGGUCGUCCAGCUCCUCCCGUACAGGCACACAGAUUGGCGCCACUGGUCGAACGGACGAGCAGAAGCAGUCCGCACUGCAUCCAGUUCGGGAAUCAUCCACGUCGUCCUCGAACUCCACGGUGCGCACGCUAAAGGAGGCAAACGCUAGUCGGCAACAACGAGCUGCGUCCACACCUGCGACGCCAGCGAAGGCAACUGUUGCCUCACCUGCCUCCGGGACCUCACGAGCUACAGGUCGUAGGAAGCUGACAAAAGAGCCUUCGCCGUCCAAGACGCGCAAAAAGCCCGUAGAGGUACCUCCAGAAUUGGCGCACCUGAAUGUCGCAACGCCUGUAUCCAAGACCCCAACUAGACCAAGAAGGGAUGAUGUGGCUUUCCUAGCAGACCUCAGAACACCAGCGCCAGUGAUACAAAGUGAUCUUCCACGCUUGUACACCGGCUAUCACAAACGCACCUCAUCGCAAGAAAGUGCGAGCCUCGAAAGCGCAUCUAGCGUCAAGAGCAGAUUUGGCUUACCGCCGAGAUCGUCUUCACGCGGCACGUCGCCGCGAGUGGACUCAGCCAUCUCACCUCUGCAUCCAGCGUUGCGCCCACAACAGCAGGACUCGGCUGCAUCUUCGUCGCAGGGACUGGAAACGAAGAAUGGCUUCCGCGGACAACGCAAAGAUUCGCCAGCCGUUGGCACCGCUCCAUCCCCUGCAAAGUCGCCUCGAUUCGGAUUCUUCUCGCGCAAGCCCAAGACCGACAACAAAGCUGCUGAGAAGCCGAGAAGACUAUCUAGCAAAGGUCCAGUGGCGGGCACUGGUCAUGAAGGCUACGGCAGAUUUGGGUUCAGAGGGAGAAGUGCCAGCACUACGAGCAGCACUACUUCCCGGUCGCCAAGCAGCGAUAGCGGAACUUACACGGCCAGUCUUGGAUCAACAACACUCAGGAGCAGCAAGAACAGUAGGAACAGCAAAGACUCCCCUGAGAUGGACGAGUUCUUGAGAGACCGAUUGAAGCCUGUAUACAUCCGCGGUAGUGGGAGUGCUUGGAGUCAGACCGAGUCUAUUCCCGAUGCACAGGGAGGAAGCACUCGAGCGCCCUCCUCGCAGUCUUCCGUUUCUGACGGCGCUUCACUGCCAUCACUGUUACCGUCCGCGAUGAGCAAUUCAUCUCGCCCCUCUUUCGAACACCGACCAUCAUUUGGACGAUGCAACACCCAAGAAAGCUCGGAUGAUGGCUUCGAUGCACGUAUCACGAAUCGUCGUAUGAAUGCUUUCGGGGCGCCGCGCUCAAUCGCUCCAUUAUCUGCCGCUGGUGCCUCGCUUCAGGUCAACGCAGAUUCGCAAGCUCGCCAACACUCUUUCGAAAGUGAAGGCGAGCAGCGUGUCUGGUUAUUGGACAACAGAGAAAUGCCAACUUCACCUCCACAUGCCGCAAAUGACUACGUGGAAGGGGAAGCGCGAGGUGCUUCGGUGGCCCGUACCAAAUCAAGGCGGCUGCGGAACUUCUUUCAGCGCGCCAACGUACCACCUCGAUCGACAAACCAGCCAAAAGGCGCUCCCAGUCAUACUACCAUCAAGAAUACCACGCCAGUGCCAGUCGCUCAUUAUGCCCUUAUGGAUUCUGUCUCACCAGUGGGCCUUGCAGAAGUCGAGGACUUGGUUUCUGACUUGGAAACGGCUAGAGACAAGGCGAUGCAUGUCUCGUACAGCUCAGCCGAAGAAGAUACCCGCGAGCAGUAUGAGACCUAUCCUCAAGGACCGAUGGAGCACAUUGCACCACGGCAGAUGCCAUCGCCCCGCUCAAAAAGUGCCACAUCACAAGCCAAUAACCAACCUGUAAUAUUCAUGGAAGGAGGCUCACGUCAACCUCAUGGCGCAGAACUUGCCCCGCCCACACAUCUAGGCAUGGUCGCGGGUCCACUUCAUACGCCGGAGCAAGACUAUGAUGUGCCAAAGCAACCGCGAAUUUUGCCGUUUGGGCGCAUACCUGCUGUGGUAUCCACACGUGGUCGGAAGCCGUCAGACGUGUCAUUCUCGCGGCCCUUUGCGGAGAGCCACCCCAAGCCUCCUGGAUCUGUCUAUAGUCAGAUACGCGGUAUGGCUGCAAGUCCGGUCGAGCCCGAUGUUCAUUCAGAUGCUGGAAAGAGCCCCUGGGCCCAGGCUAUCGUGACAAGUCCUCUCGACGAAAGUAACGAGAGUGCCAUCUGGAGUAGUGCAGAUCAGGCAAAGGCCAUUUCUGCGCGGCAAAGCGAAUUCAUCACCUUUUCCGAACGUAAGGACUCGCAGCAGUCGUAUGUAUCGGGAAGCUCCGGGACUAGGAGCGAUCCAGUCUAUCUGACUGCAACCAAUGCUGAGCUGCCUCAGCAAGAGGACAUCUGGAACGAGUACGACGAUCUGAUGGACGCUGUCGCCCUUGACAAACUUCCUUCUGCUGCAUUCUCGCUUGGGAGAUCGUAUGCGCAGGCGGAUGCGGAUGUCGCUGCUACAGUGAUGCCUCACUUGCACCCACCACCAUCCAGUAAUCCUCCGAGGGUUGAGCUUCCUGCCAUUCCCGGCUCAUACAUCAACUCAACUGUCCUCACGGUGCCACAGCAAGUAUCACGAUUCCUGCAGCCUUCGAUGUCACCCUUGACCCCUGAUACAUUAUCUGCUUGGGUAAACGAGUAUGGCAAUCGCAGCACUUGCACCUCGUUUGACCGCAUGAGUAUGCUCGACAUCCCGACAGCGAAUAUGCCCAUGCAGCGAAAUUCCCGACACAGUGCUGUUUCCUCGCGUCAAAGCACUGGCUCACGACAUUCAAGAUCCACAUCCUUGCCGGAUGCAACCCAAUACGGUGCCGAGGGGGGCAAUCGCCCUCUGCGCACUCAAAACAUUGCUCACCAGGGGCGAGCAGUGGUUGUCAGUCAGAGUAUCAGACAAGCAGACAACAUGCGAGCUGGGGCGUUCAUGACAAGUAAAUGGCUGUCCUUCGGCAGAAUUCUGUUCAGCCCGGCGAACAAUGAAUUGCGAUUUGCCAGCGAAGCACGAGUUCUCGUCAUCGAUGGCCUCAGCAGCGAUUGGUCCUACUACAUUGCCCGAUCAUACCCAAACACCGAGGUCUAUGACAUGAGCGCGGGUUCAAAAGUAUCCACCGAUCUUGGAUGGGACGACGCGGAUGCUAGCACGCCGGCCAACUUUCGCCGCAUCCCAGUAACCAGUCUCUCUGCGGCAUUUCCCUUUCCCAAAGGCUUCUUCAACGCGAUCGUGCUUCGCUUCCCGACCGCCACUACCGAGCAUAGCUACAGCGCCUGCGUGUCGGAAUGUAAGCGCGUGCUUCGCCCCGGAGGAUAUCUGGAGGUAGCCGUCCUUGAUCUGGACCUUAUGAACAUGGGCAGCCAAACUCGGAAGGCCGUCAAAGGGCUCAAGACGAGGAUGCAAAUUCGUGAUCCAACCGUCUGUCUGGGCAACCUUAGCGAUGUCUUAGUGCGCAUGGUUGGACGGAAAGGUUUCGAAAACGUUCAACGUUGCGUUGUUGGCGUGCCAGCGGCCGGACGAGUGCGUUCGCAAGAUCUCAGCGGCUCUGGCUCAGACAGCUCAGAAAGGACACUGUGGCAGCGCAAUCACACCUCUUCGGCUCAUGAUGGCUCAGGUUUCCUCGAUCUUCUCAACAAUACCGAAGAAAAGAUUCCCGAUCUGGGGAACAACGCUGACGAGAGCAUUACCAAAAUGGUCGCCAGAGUAGGCCGUUGGUGGUACACCAAUUGUUACGAACGAGCUUUGCUCCCAACUGAUCAAAGCAUCUGGAGCGAGCGAGGUCUUCUGCGAGAGUGCGAGAAGCAGCGUACUAGCUUCCGGCUGCUCAUCUGCCAAGCCCAGAAGCCACUACAAACACGAAGACGGACUGUGAGUGUAUGAGCGCGUUCGGGACAAAGCGUCGCUUUCCGAUGAUACCCAAUAUUUUCCGCUCCCUUCCUUUCACGACUUGAUGAUUUACGAAGGCUGGACCUGUAAGCAUUUGUUGAGAAUUUUUGUUCAUUGUCAUUUAGCGUUCGAGCGAUCAUUUGCCCAGAAUUUGCCCUUUGUUUGGCAAGUUUCCGAGGAGCAAGCAUUUGGGGAGUGUGUGUGAUGGUAUUCAAGACGCAUCUAUGGCCUCACGGCUGAACGGGAAUGACGGCUCCAUAAAUUAUAGCAUCGUUAGAGAGACUUGCAAUGGAUAAUGGAAAUCGGUGG